Molecule: messenger RNA, 1767 nt
Organism: Cyphellophora attinorum
Lineage: Eukaryota; Fungi; Ascomycota; Eurotiomycetes; Chaetothyriales; Cyphellophoraceae
Exons: 2
Coding region: 1-1767 (588 amino acids)
Source: RefSeq, a predicted model, not a curated record
AUGAGCCAGAUCGACUCCCCCUCUGCCUCGCAAGCGCAACCCAUGGUGUCCCACCCCGAGAUAGCCGCUCCCUUGUCACGGCGCGCACCCUCCGUCUCCUCACGAACCUCCCGGUCGCGACACCACCACCGCGGUGGCCGUAGCCACCAUGGCGGCUCGUCGAGCUACGUCGCGCAAAACGAGUUCCCAUUCUUUGCGCAGACCGGAGACGUCGAGAUCGUGAUCGCAUGCGAUGGACAAGAGAAAAGGUACUUGUUGCACAGGUUGAUGCUGGGCCAGGUGUCGGGCUUCUUCGAGGCGGGGAUGAGUGAGGAGUGGUCGAGAAGCUUGGGACCGCCGCCACCGUCGGCGCCGCCACCGGUGGGAGUGAUGACUGUGAUUGGGGAGGACGGGAGUCAAGUGGAUGCUGGGCAGCAGCAACAGCAAAAGCCGUUGUUGCGGCCAGAGCAAAUGCUGGCACCGGGGCGUAAAAGGUGGAGGUAUGAGCUGGACUGGGUAGGUCUGGAGGAUGAUGAAGAGCCGAUGCUCAUUCAGAAGCCUCCGUCCGGCGGCCUCUUCGUCUCCUCCUUCCAACCCCUCCCCACUCCUCAAGUGCGGCCACAGCAGCAGCAGCAGCAGCAGGCACACCGGUCCUUCUUCCGCUCCGUAGCGAACCUCACCCUCGGCCACACAGCACCACCAACCACCACAACCCAAACCAACAUAGACGCCGCCCUCAACAACCCGCUCAUCCGCGACUACGAUAACCUCUUCCGUACCUUCUACAACUUCGCCCCAGUCCUCAACUCUCUAAACAUCGCCGCCGCCUACUCCGAAUGCAAAGCCUUACUCACCCUAGCGGACAUGUACGACGCCUUGACAGUCGUCGGCCCACGGAUCGACCACCAUCUCCUCCGCUUCGGCUCGAGAUUGUUCAAGCAGAUCGCCAAAUACCCGCCGUCGUACCUGAAAUUAGGGUAUCUAGCGCGCAGCCGCAUCAUCUUCUCAGAAGCGCUGACGCAUGUAGUCGGGCAAUGGCCCGUCGCGUACCCAUACCUUCGCACUGACCACGAUGACGAUGGCAAUGGAGGAGGCAGCGGCUAUGACGUACCGCAGUCCGUGCUCGAUCUGAUCGAGGAUAAAGUCGACGAUCUGGAGGAGCUGAAGGGGAAGAUCGAAGCGAAGUUAUUUCGGCUGACGCUGACCACGUCGCGGGGUGAGCGCGUGAACCCAAGUAAUGAUUAUCUGGGCUGGCUGGCGAUGAGUCUCUUUCGGCAGUGGGUUGCGGAGAACACGACGCCGGAACCGCGCGGGAUCUUGAAGCAGCCUGGUGGUGGAGUGUCGCCCGGCGCUGGCGCCGGCGCUGGGAAUGCAGCCGGAGGUGGUGUGGCGAGGCCUGGAAGUUCAGGACGACAACCUGCUGCUGCCGCGGGAGCUGCUGCACCACCACAUUCGCCGAUCCCGGCUUCGCGGAUUUAUAGGCUUCUCGCAUCGCAGAAUCCGGAGGCCUACCUCCCGCACGACGAACUGCGGCGGUUCUUGAAAUGUCAGCCUUCCGGGAUGGCGGGGAAUGUGUCGCUUUACUCGAAAGAGAACCUCCGGCGCUUCGAGCGGCGCAUGGACGAAGUCAAGAAUCUGGCGAGGGAUGUGGUUAAGCCUUUGGUGAGGAAUUGUUUGGAGUUGGAUUUGCGGUUGUUGGGUAGUGGGGAUGAUGGAGGGAUGGGAGGGGGUGGGUUGGGGUAUUUGACUUGUACGCGGGUCGAGGAGGGGGAGAUUCCUUGGGAUUGA